Helianthus annuus (common sunflower) is the source of this 957-nucleotide messenger RNA. RefSeq lists its product as uncharacterized. Lineage: Eukaryota; Viridiplantae; Streptophyta; Magnoliopsida; Asterales; Asteraceae. Gene Ontology annotation, cellular component: membrane. The coding region runs from base 1 to 957 and encodes 318 amino acids. The transcript has a single exon. The record is from RefSeq and is a predicted model, not a curated record.
AUGAGGCUUCAAUUUGGAAGUCAAACGAAGCUUGUUGUGGUUAUUUGCUUCUUCUGGUGGCCAAUUGUUGAAUCACAAGUAUCUAAUCCUCUACCAAAGCCUGCAAGGGCUCUGGAUGCAACCUUACAAGACUAUGCGUAUCGCGCGUUUGUUCAUCCGCGUACCGGUGUUCCGUUUGAUGGAGUUGUUCCAUCGUAUUUGACCGGAAUCGAGAUAUCAGCAAUGAGGCUCAGAAGUGGUAGCCUGUAUCGUCGAGGCGUUGAAUCCUUUAAGGAAUUUGUAAUUCCGGUUGGUUUAAGAGAGCAACCAUAUGUGGAGAGGCUGGUUUUGGUGUAUCAAAACUUAGGGAAUUGGUCCACAACUUAUUACUCUUUACCUGGUUACAUUUAUCUAGCUCCCAUAUUAGGUCUACUUGCUUAUAAUGGUUCAGAUUUGUCGGCGUCUAAUCUACCAGAACUCGAUUUUUGGGCUUCAGAGGAAGCAAUUACAAUUAAUUUUGGAAGGGUAAGCCCGAUACCCGUUGGUACGGUUGCAAAGUGUGCUUGGUUUGAUCUACACGGUCAGGUGAACUUCUCAAGUUUGUUAACUGGCAAUGUAUGUUCGACUACCGAACAGGGGCAUUUCUCCAUUGUAGCUGAAUCAGCUGUGCCUCCUGUUUCCGUACCUCCUGCACCACCUGAACAUACGCCGCGUGGACAUACACAUAGUAGAAAGUACAUCGAGGAGAGGAUUUGGGGUAUCAUCGGCGCAGCAACAGGUGGAACUGCAUUGUUGGUGUUAUUAGCAUUGUUGAUAUUGUGGGCAUGGCGGUACAAAAAGAGAAAACGACUGCGUGAAUUAGAAAGGGCUGCAGAUGUUGGUGAAGCAUUGAGGAUGACCAGAAUUGGGAGCAUGAGAGCACCAUUUGCAUUGGCUACAAGAACGAUGCCGAAUUUCGAAAGCGAUUUUGAUGCUUGA